This is a messenger RNA of Zeugodacus cucurbitae (melon fly), 984 nucleotides long. It is a transcript of the gene sqh, whose product is annotated as myosin regulatory light chain sqh. Gene Ontology annotation, molecular function: calcium ion binding; myosin heavy chain binding. Bases 177 to 701 code for a protein of 174 amino acids. Gene Ontology annotation, biological process: post-embryonic development; locomotion. NCBI's taxonomy places the organism in Eukaryota, Metazoa, Arthropoda, Insecta, Diptera, Tephritidae. The transcript is spliced from 3 exons. Gene Ontology annotation, cellular component: myosin II complex; cytoplasm. The record is from RefSeq and is a predicted model, not a curated record.
CGAUAAAAGAAAACAUUGCACACAUCUUUUGUCAGCAAAUGAAUCAUACGUAUUUGGACAUUCGUUUAUAUAGAGACAAAAAAUAUACUUUACUCUAAAUUAUUUGGUUAAUUAGCAGUCGUUGUGUUAAGACAACUUAAUAAAUUCCUUCUAUUUGGUUAUUUUUUAGUUUAACAAUGUCUUCUCGUAAAACCGCCGGACGACGUGCUACCACAAAAAAGCGAGCACAACGCGCCACAUCCAAUGUGUUCGCUAUGUUCGAUCAGGCACAAAUUGCCGAGUUUAAAGAAGCUUUUAAUAUGAUCGAUCAGAAUCGAGAUGGUUUUGUGGAAAAGGAGGAUUUGCAUGAUAUGUUAGCGUCUCUAGGAAAAAAUCCAACAGACGAAUAUUUAGAAGCGAUGAUGAACGAAGCACCCGGACCUAUAAAUUUUACAAUGUUCCUUACCUUAUUUGGGGAACGUCUACAAGGAACAGAUCCAGAAGAUGUAAUUAAAAAUGCUUUUGGUUGCUUCGAUGAGGAAAACAACGGUGUAUUACCCGAGGAUCGACUGCGCGAGCUAUUGACCACAAUGGGAGAUCGUUUUACUGAUGAGGAUGUCGACGAAAUGUAUCGUGAAGCACCUAUCAAACACGGUCUGUUUGAUUAUAUAGAGUUCACUAGAAUUCUUAAACACGGUGCCAAAGAUAAAGAUGAGCAAUAAAGCUUGUAAGCAGACUUCCACAUUCCUCAUACACGUCUAUUUGAACAAAUUAAACUUGAUGCUUAUUUUCUUUAAAUAUAUAAUUACUUCAUCCAUUUCGUUGCGACCGUAAAGUGUAAGAAGGCGCGAAAAAUUAGAAUAGCAUUACCUUUGUGCAUGCAAGUUUUUACAAGUAUUAUAUAUAAAUAACAGUAAAGUGUAAUUUUUUAUAAUUAAAAUUGGUUACAAACACAUUAAAUGAGAUUUUUCUAUCAUCUGCAAUAAAUAGUUUUUAAAAUUAUAA